Molecule: messenger RNA, 4538 nt
Organism: Chenopodium quinoa (quinoa)
Lineage: Eukaryota; Viridiplantae; Streptophyta; Magnoliopsida; Caryophyllales; Amaranthaceae
Product: putative WEB family protein At1g65010, chloroplastic
Exons: 2
Coding region: 2226-4109 (627 amino acids)
Source: RefSeq, a predicted model, not a curated record
GUUGUUCAUUGAUGGUUUGAUAAAAGGUGGCGCAUUCAUGGGAGUUCUGGAAUGUAUUGAUAAGAAAUUCUAGAUGCACAUUGCAACAUAGAGUGGGAUCUCCAGAGCUGAUAUCAGAAGCUGGAUCAUGCAAUCGCUGCAAGCCUGCAACUAAAGGACAAGUUUUGAGGAUUUAAUGUUUUGAUGUAGAGAAAUCAUUGUUGCAUCCACGGGGGAAUUACCUUGAUGUUAGCUGAUACUCUAUUGCUGGGACCCCUAGCCAACUCAACAUUAUGGGUAGAAUGUUAAAUAGGUUGUGCAGGAAUUUCUGACACUCGGACCCUUCAAAUAUGCUGGACUUGUUAGAAGUAUCAGACUUGGAUGUGUUGUCAUUUCCAGGUAUCUGUAUCAAUUUGAGUUUUCAGAUAACGUGUUCGACAUGUGUAUGGCAAGGUUAAUGGAUAUUUGGAGUACCAAUCAUGGAGUCUUCUAUGAACCACUUUUCUUGUCACCAGAUGAUAACAAAUUGGAACCUGGUACAUUAAUAGUUUGAAGUGAUUGUUCCAGAGGUUCAGGUUCUUCUGUGACCAUUAGGGAAAAAAAAUACUGUAUACAACAACAUUUCUAUCAGGUUUUCUCUGCUCAACUCUACAUGGUUUAAAAUAUGAGAUUAAAAACUGCAAAUGUAGGGAAGGGGGUGUAUUACUCUUCUUUUCCGGGAUUUGUUGGUCAUAAAAUUUUGAAUCCUAAAUGGUUUCAAUAUGUCGGUAGCUCGGGCAAAAUGGUUGAUCUGCAGGAAGACUACAUUUAGAGAUUUUAAAAGAAAAUGUGUUGUGGCAGGAAUGUCAAUAAUAAUAAUUCUCUGAGCUUCUAUUCUUCUUGAAGGCUUCCAUUUUCGAACAUUGAGGGCAAAAUUAGACUUCUCAGUAAAUCGUCACAUUUGGAUCCAUAUUUUAUUAGUGCUGUAGCGGAGCUCUAUAGAGUAUGAAGUUGAUGCUCAUGAUUCCUGAGUUGUUAUCAGGUAAGCAAUUCUUCCUGGUCAAAGCUGAAUAGCGUUUUUGAAAUUUAUAAUGCAUAUAUGGGUGAUAUUCUUUGACAGUUUCAUGAAGGUCCCGAAUUAAACAUUUAGAAGUUUGGCUGCUGCUUAUAAUCAUGCUUUUAUCAAUCAAGGAUAAAUUUAGGAGUAUUAUUUUUUAUUUUAUUUUAUUGUGAAUGUCAAUACUAGUAAAAAGGGAUAAGCAGCUCAUGACAUCACCAACGGCAAACAGACUACAUUGGUCAUAUGAGCUGAUUUGAACCUUUCAAACAGUGGAAUUUUCUUUAUUUGAUCAAAAUAUUCAAAUUUGCAUUUUACAUUGGUUUCUAAUCUAAUGUCUGUCAAAAUAAUACAAUCUGAUUUAUAUGUAUUUUCUAUCUGUAUGUAUGGCUAUGACCAGAUGCGAAUCACCAACCAUCUCGACAGUUGACACGAGUCCCUUUUAUCUCAUGUUAUCUCUAGUGAUUUCCCUCAUUAUUUCAAAUUUAUUGCAUUCAUUUGAGAGCAAUGACUAUGGUCAUUAUUCCUAUGUAUUAGUAUCGCGCUAAAUUGGUAAUAAUCUCGAGGCAGUGGUUUUUUAGGAAAGGAAAGCCUCCAAGUUUGGAAAAUAUAUUGAAUGGCCACAAGUAAGAGAUCUCAUUCUUGGGUUAGCAGUGUUCCACAUUCAAAGUAUUCUUAGGCUUCUUCUCUGCCCUCACACUUGUUUUCUAAAUAUGGAAGAUUCACAUUACCAUAGACUUUGCCUAAAUUUAAGAUAAUGACCCUGUUAAAUAUAUGUCCCAUUUUUCUCUGUCCUCCUCUUUUGACUGAUCUUGUUCUCCUCUCAACGAGGAAAAAAAAAAAAACCAAAAAAAUUAAAAAAAUUAAAAAAAAAAAAAAAUUAAAAAAAAAAAUAAAAUUCUGGGUAGGGCUGGAGUUUGUUCAUUUCUCAGGCUUUACUCAUUCUAAUCAAAUCUUUUGGGGUUAUUGGUUUACUUUUCAUUACUGGUAUUACAUUUCCCCUAUUAUUUUUAGCAGGUCAAGAUACUUGAUAUCGACUUUUUGAAUAAAUUUUUAAUUUUAAUAAAGGGGAAAUAAAUAAAAUUCUGAACCUUUUUUUGUUGGAAUUUUAUCCAAAACUUGUCAGAAACUCAAAGGUGGUCAAUCUUCUCAGGAGGAUGCUGAUUCUCAUGCAAUCCUUUCAAAGAAAAUAUUUGUCAGCGGUUCAGAGAUGCAGGAGCAAAUGAUAAGCUAUGAUGACAUCCAAGAAGAGCUCAACGAGGUGAAGGCUCGAUCAAGGAUAACGGAGAGGGAGAGAGAUCACGCGUUUAACGAGAUGAGAGAAAUCAAGAUGCAGAUGGAAAAUGCAGAUAUAAACAAUCUGAAGGAAGCCCUUAGAGAAGCAAACAGGGAUUUACAGAUAAAGGAUAAAACCAUAAAGUCCCUGAGAUCUGAGGUUGAUAAGCUGAAGCAAUUGGAAUUUAAGUUGAUUGAGACGGAAGCUUCACUACAGACGGUGAAAGAAGAGACAAUCAGUUUUAAAUCCUCUCUCGCUCAGGCAGAGGCCUCAUUAUCCGAUAGCAGAAAGAAGGUGGAUGAGUUAGUGGUUGAAGUAGGCAGAAGGAAGGAUUCAGAAGAAAAGCUGUCUGAGUCGGUUGCUGCACAAACAAGCCAGAUUGAGCAGUCCAAUGUCUUGCUAGAAGAAUCAAAGCUUCAAGUUACUUCACUUCUAGAGAAAAUUCAGGAGUUGGAAGAGGAAAGACAAAGGAAAGAUAAAGAGGCAGGGAAAGAGAUAGAGAGGCUUAAAAAUGAGGUUUCGGUGCACAAAGAAAAUGCCUUUCGUGGCUAUGGGAGGUAUGAAACUGCAUCUGUGGAGACGAAAACUUUGUUGGAUGAGAUUGAUAUUCUAAAGAAUGAGCUGAAGCUGGCCGUGGAAGCAGAAGACAAUAGUAAGAAGGCCAUGGAUGACCUUGCAGUGGCUUUAAAAGAAGUUGCUAUCGAAUCCAACCAGGCCAAGGAAAAGCUCACAUCUACAGAGCAGCAGCUAGAAGCAAUGAAUGAGGAAGCAGCCAAUUUAAAAAAAAUGGUGAAGAGCACUGAAGAGGCAUAUGAAGCUCUUUUGAAAGCCUCGAAGAAAGAGAAUGAUAUGCUGAAAAAUACAGUUGACAGGUUAAGAUUAGAGGCAGAGGAGUCUCUUUUGGCCUGGAAUGACAGAGAAAUCCAAUUUGUAAACUGUAUAAAGACGACUGAUGAUGAGAAAAAUACUGCCCAAGAGGAAUGCAAUAAACUGGCUAAGUUGCUUAGAGAAGCUGAAGGGAUGAACGAAAAAUCAAAGGAAGAGAAUAAGAAUUUGAGAGAUAUACUUAAGCAAGCUCUGAGUGAAGCUAAUGUGGCUAAAGAGGCUUCUAGUCUAGCUAGAGCUGAGAACUCUUACCUCAAGGAUGCCCUUGUUGAGAAGGAUAAAGCCCUUAUUACCCUUGCUCAGGAAACUGAGCGCCUUCGAAUCAAUGAGGCCGAGUCAAAUGACACUAUUAAAGAAUUGAAACGGGUAAUUAUUUCAGGAUCUAAAAAAGAAAUUGCAAAACUCGAGAAGGAGAACAAAGAGCAGAAGAAGGAGAAAGAAAACAAAGAUCAGAAAAAGGAAAAGGAGAACAAAGAGCAGAGAAAAGUGGCAAAGAAAGAAACUGCAGCAGAGAACACAGAGAAGGAUGCAAAAGAAGGCAGAAGAUUGAGUAGUACAUUCAGUUUUGAUCUCAACCAGUUCUGGCCUUCGAUUCCUGGUAUAGCAUGCAAGUCAAGCAAGGACAUUGAUGAGGACACAGAUGAGGAUGAUGCCCUUGGUGGUUCCAUAUUCGACCUGGUAGGAUCCCCGGUGAAGGACUACCAUCGGCAAACAACAUCAUCUGGCAGUAGUGAAGAAAAUCUGGUUUUUGAUAACUUCGACGAGGAUGCACAGUUUGAUGAUAUGGAGAUGGAUAGGGCGUCACAAGGGAAGAGGAAAGCGUUGCUAAGGAGAUUUGGUGACCUCUUGCGGAGGAAAAAUUCUCACCCACCAAAGGACUUACCUCACCCAGCAAAAGAUGUACCACCCUCACCAAAGGAGAUAGCAGCUUAGUUAGUUAGCUGAAUCCUUAUCAACUUUAAACAAUCUUAUUUUUGCUAGUAGUCUCAAAGUCUGUUUUCGUGUUAGAUCUCUCAUUUUGUUGACGCCCACUAUUUGGGGGUGAUCGGAGGAAAAAAUAGCACAUACUGUAGAUUUUAGAAGAAUAUACCAUUCAAUAACCUGUAAUACUCCUUGCAAAUACUUACAAGAUAAGGAGUUAAUUUAAUUAUGGUCAGUGUAAGUUUCUAUCUACUUAUAUCAACUGUUAGGAUUCUGCACCCAUCCAAGCUGCAACUUGACACCAAUCCAUUCCAAAAGGCAGCACUAUUUUGAAAUUAUAGCAUACUUUUGAUAAUUCACAAAUGAGCUAAUAUCAAGUUUUUGCACAUUUGUGAUUGGUAGAGCUCAUUAGAAAUUUCUACGCGCUGAUGGAACUGCUCA